Messenger RNA from Dromiciops gliroides (monito del monte), 6627 nucleotides. It is a transcript of the gene CDYL2, whose product is annotated as chromodomain Y like 2. The coding region runs from base 281 to 1846 and encodes 521 amino acids. Gene Ontology annotation, molecular function: transcription corepressor activity. The record is from RefSeq and is a predicted model, not a curated record. Gene Ontology annotation, cellular component: nucleus. NCBI's taxonomy places the organism in Eukaryota, Metazoa, Chordata, Mammalia, Microbiotheria, Microbiotheriidae. The transcript is spliced from 8 exons.
CUCGCCGCCUCUCGCUCUGAUUCUGCGCAUAGGCAGCCCCAGAGCCUGUCAUUCUGCAAAAACACAGUUUACUCAACACACACACACACACUCACUCGCACCCACACUCGCACACUCGCACUCCUCGCACACUCGCACCCUCGCGCGCGCACGCACACACACUCACACUCCAGGAGCAGAGCGAGCUCGCAGGAGAGACAGGAGCCGACGAGAGCGGGGCGCAGGGCGCGGGGAGCCCCAGGCACACGCACCGAGAGCCAGCCAAGUUCCGCAGCCCAGCAUGGCUUCGGGGGACCUUUACGAGGUUGAGAGGAUCGUAGACAAAAGGAAGAACAAGAAAGGAAAAUGGGAAUAUCUCAUCCGGUGGAAAGGUUAUGGCAGCAACGAGGACACUUGGGAGCCAGAGCAUCAUUUGUUGCACUGUGAGGAGUUUAUCGAUGAGUUUAAUGGGCUCCAUGUAGCAAGAGAGAAAAGGAUCAAGUCUGGGAAGCAGACCAACACCCCUAAAUUUCUACGAGAGAGCCGAGGAGCUCCGAUCGAGAAACUGUCUCAUAGACCUGAAUCAGGGAAGAGCAAAGGGAGUUCCCAUAAACGGAAGCGGAUGAACCCUUCCCUCCAAAAACCAAAAAAGGGGUAUGCCACAAAACCCCAGUCAGGGGGGGACAGGGCUGCCAAGACUGUUUCUUACCGAACUACGCCCAGUGGCUUGCAAAUCAUGCCAUUAAAGAAGACCCACAGUGGGAUACUGAAUGGGGAUGCCAGUCAUGAGAAAGAUGCAGAACACUUUGGGGAUGCUUCCCACCCGCCCAACUUGGAUUUGAAUGAGCAUGAGGGAGAGUCCGAUAUGGCCAACGAAUGUGAAGUUAGCCACGACUCAGUGGUUGCGAAUGGAAUCGGUUCCACUCUGACCAAUGGAGGUCUACACUUGCAUAGCCCUGUGAAGAGGAAAAUGGAAGGGGACAAAGAUUACGUUUUUGAUAAGAGGCUCAGGUAUAGCGUCCGGCAAAAUGAGAGCAACUGUCGGUUUCGAGACAUUGUGGUGAGGAAGGAAGAAGGAUUCACACACAUUCUGCUGUCCAGCCAGACCUCCGACAACAAUGCCCUGACACCGGAGAUUAUGAAGGAAGUGCGGAGAGCAUUGUGCAACGCGUCCACGGACGACAGCAAGCUCUUGCUUCUCAGCGCGGUUGGAAGUGUGUUCUGUAGCGGCUUAGAUUAUUCCUACUUACUUGGCAGGUUGUCCACCGACAGAAGAAAGGAGAGUACCAGGAUCGCAGAAGCUAUAAGCUCCCUGAUUUGGGUACCUGAACUACAUUUGUCUCAUCAAAGGAGGGAUUUUGUGAGAGCAUUUAUCCAGUUUAAGAAGCCUAUUGUGGUUGCUAUUAAUGGGCCUGCCCUGGGGCUGGGCGCAUCUAUUCUGCCCCUCUGUGACAUCGUCUGGGCCAGUGAGAAGGCCUGGUUUCAGACACCAUAUGCAACCAUACGCCUCACUCCUGCUGGAUGCUCCUCAUAUACAUUCCCACAAAUCCUCGGUGUUGCUCUGGCCAAUGAGAUGUUGUUCUGUGGAAGGAAACUUACAGCUCAGGAAGCUUGCAGCCGAGGGCUUGUAUCCCAAGUCUUCUGGCCAACCACCUUCAGCCAAGAAGUCAUGUUGCGUGUCAAAGAGAUGGCUGCCUGCAGUGCUGUAGUGUUAGAAGAAUCGAAAUGCCUGGUGCGGAGCUUCCUGAAAUCGGUCUUGGAAGAUGUGAAUGAGAAAGAGUGUCAGAUGCUAAGGCAGCUAUGGAGUUCUUCCAAAGGCUUGGAUUCCUUGUUCAGCUAUCUGCAAGAAAAGAUUUAUGAAGUCUGAAAGGCUCCGGUCUGAUUUUUGCACCCCCACUCUGUGCCCAGAGUGAUCCUGACUGCCGGCUCUUCCCUGGGUUCGAAACAUUGGAGCCCAGUGUUCUGGGAAAGAGCUUGUGAAUGUCUCUCCAUACCUAGGGUUGUGUCAGUUUUCCUCGUGAGUCAUUCCAGGACGUUACUGGGUUGUUUCUACGUUGGUUUGGUUUUGUGUAACAGAUGUGGGGCUUCCGCAUUCUCAGUUUGCCUACCUUGGUCAGGGGUCCCACUCCCAAGGGCUGUCCCUGCCCAGAGGGAGCCUGUCUGCUUGCUAGACAUGAAGCUUCCUCGUGUUCUGGAUUACAUCACCAUGAUCCAGCAAGGCAGUACCAUUUCUUCCAGUUUUCUCUGUCCUUUUGACUCAGGCUGUGUCAACAGGGUGCCGCUCUUUGGAGGGCGUUAGCUUUUGACCGGCUGUUAUAACGCCCAAAUGCCAAUCAAAAGACUAGGUCGAGCAUGAUUGAUUUGAUUACGUCAUGCUCAGACAAGACCAGCCCAAUCGAUCACAUAGACCCUGCCUCAGCUUCCUUCCUCCUGUUGCCACAAGGAUCUAUGUGACAUCUAAGGGCUUAGUCUGAAAAUCUUAAUGAAAGUAAUUUACGAACCCAGAUAUUGUAAAUUUAGAAACGUUUUGUUAAAUAUAUAUUUUUCAACACUGUAAGUGGCGAUUCUAAUAAUUUAUGUGUAUUAUAUGUAAAAUUAAUUUUUUUCAAAAACUACCAGGAAAAAUGUUUUUUUUUCCUUUAAUUAAACUUAUUUAACUUAUUUAUUUGCGUUUAUAUUCAGCUGUCUGUUAUUCACACAGAUGUUAUUUUCAUACUGCCCUGGACCAAAUUCAAGGGAUGUGCUAGCCAGCGCAUCUUAGUAAUGAGCCACGAUGAGACAAAAUUCUGACAGAAAAGCAACAUAGAACUUUUCCAGAUAACAAAUGAACACUUCUGAACCUCUCCUCAGUGGGAAGCUGUUUCAAGCUGUAACGUGCUUGCUUUUUUCUGUAGACUCAUCACAAACAAUAAUGGUGGGAAAAUGUUUCUCUACACUGUCUGUCUUUUCCGGGAGAAUUGUGUUUUCUAAUCAAUACCACGUCUAAGCGUUCUCAAUUCACAAUAAUGUGGUGUCGUGAGGACAAGGUGGAGGCAGUAUCUCUUCUGCAACCUAGGACACAUUAGCUCGGGACAAAACUCUAUUUGUUCCAUAUGUCUUGCGACUGCCUUGGAAAAGCAAAGGUUCAAAAAUGUAGAGCUGAAAGGGACCUUUGUGGUUAUCAAAUCUAAACUCUCAUUUUACAGAGAAAUAAACUGAGGCAGGAUUCAAUCCCAAGUCUUCCUAACACCAAUUGCCGAGUCUACUACAUCAUUCUGGGGCUAACAUCUUUUCCACUGGUCUUUUGAGAAUCAUAAGGAUGGUUUGAUGGGCCGUGGGCAGAAUGGUCUUUAUUGGUUAUGUUAACAAAUGAAGUGCCACCCUUCUUUGGGCCCUCUAGCAACUUUUUCCAGAAUCCUGGAGCCAAAGAAGGGAGAAGCAAAUACUUAACAAUCCUACUAUCCAGUACGUUUGAGUUUUAUGAACACCUUGGUGCCAGCUUUGGACUGACUCUUAAAAACAAAACAGAAUUAGCCACUAGAAGGGAGGCUUUUCCUCAUCUAAAAGGGGAAAAAUCAAGAAGAGUGCACCAAGGGGCAGCUAGGUGGCGCAGUGGAUAGAGCACCGGCCCUGGAGUCAGGAGUACCUGAGUUCAAAUCCGGCCUCAGACACUUAACAGUUACUAGCUGUGUGACCCUGGGCAAGUCACUUAACCCCAAUUGCCUCACUAAAAAAAAAAAAAAAAAGAAGAGUGCACCAAGUCCAUGUAGAAAGUAGUUCAAAAAGUACAAAAGAAAUUAAAUCAAGGAGCAGACACUCCAGCCCAAGAAAAUAAAUGAGGAUGCUCUUCCCCAUCUCUCUCCUUGUCUAUCUAUCCACCUUGGAUCUUCUUAGACUUAUUCAGAAUCCUCAUCUCCCUUCCUUCCUCCAUUAGCAACCAGUUUUUCAUGGACCUCAGGAGGAAAAAAACAACCAAAAUUGGGCACGUCCAAGGAGGGCUGUUUGCAAAGAGAGCCACAGCUACAAUUAUGGAUGUGACUCUUUUCAUGGCGUGACUAUCUAGAAAAGAUAGUCUGAUUCAGGCAGAGAAGGCCUGUCAUAAAGCCUAUCCCUGGCUUCUUUUCAUAGCUCAUGUGAAGGGGUAUUGUUUGGCCUCACAUCUGUAGCUUACAUGUGGCUGUUAAGACCUGGGCUUCCCCUGUGGAUAGGGCCUGAGUUCAAGGCAAGGCCCUGACAUCCUUACCACUCAUCCUUGAUCAUGCACUUACUUAGUCAUCAUUCGACCAUGCCACUUUAGAAGCAGUACCACCAGCCAUCCAAAAGCCAGCAAACAUAUGGCAAAAGAGGAAAAAAUAGGGUUAAGGUAUUUUCUGCUUAAUUCAUGUAGGGUUCAUAUAAUCUAAAGAAUAGGAAGGAUGUAGGAAAGAAACCUUUGCCUUCCUCUUCCUCCCCUCUUCCACAACAUAAAGAAGAAUUCACCCACCGAGUCCUUGUCGCAAGCCCAGCUUUGCAUAAGGUACUUCUUUUGAAAGGGCCAAUGUAUGAGUUUUAUCAGUCUUGGCCAAAGUACCUUCUUAUUGUGGGGCAGAUAACCUGAGAACCUAUUUGUUGAAUAUCCAGAGCAUCGGUUGGGUUCUCUUUGGAAGUUUCUUAGGGAGGGGAAGAUAUACUAUCUGCAAAAUCGGAGGGGAGGGGGCUUGAAUUCCUUUUAUCAAAUGGAAGUAAAUAUUUCAAAAUUGAUGCUAGCGGAUGAAACAUCUGGGGUCUGUGCUGAAGGAAUCAUCAAUUUGUUGGUGUCCUUUGACAUCAUCAAGUUCACCUAGCCCUUCAGUGCAGGAAUCUCUGGGAGUUAAACAACAAUGUGAAAUGAUGUCCAUAAUGUCUUGUACUCGUCCAGGCUGGGAAUAAGGUGGUUUAUUUUCUGGGCAUUUUAGAAGAGGCAUGUUGAUAAACCAACUUCAAAAAUAGGUGCUGUCUGUGACUGUAAUUUACAUACAAUAAUAUCAGGAAAAAACACCAUCAAUGCAGCCAAUUUGAUGAGAGUUAGGCAAAUCAGUUGGGUAACCAGAUUCUACCAACUGACAAACUGAACUUCUUUUUUAACUUUUUAAAUCUGUGUUUGGUGUCAUAUAACCUAUAAGACCACUAGUGAAAUUAACCAGGCAUUCUGGGGCUGGUCUAACCACAGUUUUCUUAAGGCCUAACUUGGAAGUUGGCUUACAGAGAUGUCCUACCUUACAGGUUAGCAUAUAUACCCAUUUCAUGCUUACCUGUCAUGGUCCCUCCCAAGGACCUAUGUUAUUAUCCAUCAGGACCCAUGAUUCUGGAUAUAGGAGAGCAUGUGGGGAGAUCUGCCAGUCAGGAGUGAUGGUCAGCCUCCCUGAAGCUCCUUAUUGGAGAUUUUAGAAUGGAGCCACAGAUUUCUCCUUCUGACAUGAAAUUACUGAGUCUUUUGUGGUACGGUGGCCUGCAUUUAAAUCCUGCUCAGUCUGGGCAGCUCCCUGGGCCUCAGUUUCCUUAUCUGUAAAAAUAAAUCAUUAGAUGAGGUGGCCUUCUAAUGCCCCUUACACUCUAUAUCUGCAGUCUCUGUAAUCCUUCAGAAACGCUUGGCCAAAGAGUUUCUUAUGUAGGAAAAUGUGAGAGGAAGACCCAACCUCCACAUCUUAAACCCUUUGAGCAUAGGACCUUUCAAAAGGUCUGAAGUCAUUACUGCUUGAGGCCCUCUUGUCCAAAAAUCUCCAUCCCUCAGCUUCUUCAAGAAUCAUGGCCAUCUCUGCCAGGCAGGCCCAAACACCAUGGCCCACAAGAGACAAGUGAGGCCCUUAGUCACUUCUGAAGGAUGCUCUGUCAAAGCCAGAAACCAUUCCUGGCUGAACGUUAAAAAAAAAAAAAAGUUUGGUUCAAAGGAGUUUCACAGAAGCAGGUUGACCACUAAGAAGCUACUGUAGUAUUCUCCACCCCAAGAUGAGCCAGUCCGUCCUCCCCAGCAAGGGAAGGAUACCUUUCUAUAGAUUCCAGCAAAGUCACAUGCUCCAUUGCAUAAGGCUAAAACAACAUAAGGUGCUAGGACACUGACUUAAAAUACAUGCUCAUUCUGUGCUGAUUGAUCUAAGACACUCGCUUUCCUAAUACAAAGCCGUGUUUUACCCAUAGAAGUUCUAGAGGGGAAAAGGAAAAAAAAAAAAAAAGAACCUACGUAACUAAUCUCAUAACAAUGCCCCCCCCACAUUCCUAAAAUUCACAUUUUUAAACAUACCCUUUUGAAAGGAAAAAUAGGAUUUCAUUUUUUAUAAUUGAUUUUUUGGGGUAAAAAUAUACACACAGAAUUUCUUCCCAUUUCUAAAAACAAAAGCAUCUGAUUCAUGUUCAUGCACUUUUAUAACCUUGUUUCCAUGAAAGCUUUUUUCUUUUCAAAGAGAACAAACAGCAACUUUUUCCCGAUCUUCCUGAUUGCCCAUAAGAGAUUCAGAGUUUACUCUUGCCUGAAUUCCUAAAUUCAUUCGGUGUUCAGAGUGACAGUCUUAUUGUAUCUAUCAGUCUGGAUACUGUCACAAAGAUUCACAGUAUUUGAAAAUACAAACGGAAUUUUCUUGUUUAGUGUUUUAUUUUAUUCUCUGUAUCUUGUUUUAUAGAAUCUUCCAAACUCUCCACUUUGCCUUUGUCAAUAUU